Messenger RNA from Phalacrocorax carbo (great cormorant), 2606 nucleotides. The record is from RefSeq and is a predicted model, not a curated record. Lineage: Eukaryota; Metazoa; Chordata; Aves; Suliformes; Phalacrocoracidae.
GAGGGGGAAGGGAAAGGCGGGGUGCAGAGGGGCCCCGCCCCACGGCCCCGCCCCAGGGCGUCUCAGCCCCCCAGCGCUGUGGCCUUGCUGACCCAGAGCUGCCCCACUGCCCAUGGCCCCACGGCCCCCCAACUCCACUGUGCUGGGACCCCCAGGCCAGCUGCAUUGUGACCCCCAGCCCCGAUGUGCUGUGACCCCCAGCACCGCAACCCCAUGGCCCCCAGCUCCCCUAUGUUGUGACCCCCAGCCCCACUGACCUGAGACCCCCCCAGCCCCACUGUGCUGGGAUCGCCAGCCCUGCCGCCCCACGGCCCCCAGCCCCGCCGCCCCGUGACCCCCAGCCCUGCGGCGCUGGGCCCCAUGGCGGCUCCCCCUCGCACCCCCGCGCAGGCUGCUCGGCGCAGCGGGUUCGUGGCUGGCUGCGCCGGUGGGUGAUUCAUCCCGCUCCAGCCCUCCCCGCGCCAGCAGCUGCCAAAAAUAGCAAUGCAGGGGGGGAAAAAACCCUCCAAAUAACCUCCCCUGCCUUCCCCCCGCUACGCCGGCGGCAGGCCGGGAUGGCGGCCACCGAGCCACGUCCCCAACACCUCCAUCCCCGGGGCAUCUGGGACCAGGACCCGUCGCUGGGGGAUACCACGCUCCGGUUACCAUGUGAGCGGGCGACGCUCCCGGAGCAGCGCACCCACCCGCCGGCCCCGCUGCCCUAAACGCCGCGAUGCCCAGCCCCGUCCGCCGCCCUCCCGGUGCCGCCGCGCCGCCCGGCUUAGCCAUGUUACCGGCGGACGGUUCGGCCUUGCUGCGAGCCGUGGCGCAGGGCAAAUUUCGUCUCACCCGGCUCCUGUUGGAAGGGGGAGCCUACAUCAACGAGGGCAACGCCGCCGGGCAGACGCCGCUGAUGGCCGCGUGCCGGGCCGGCUACGCCGACCCGCCGGAGCAGCCGCGGAUGGUGCGGUACCUUCUGGAAAACGGCGCCGAUCCCAACAUUCCCGAUAAGACGGGCAAGACGGCGUUGAUGCACGCCUGCGCCGAACGCGCUGGCCCGGCGGUGGCCGCCGUUUUGUUGGCCCACGGCGCCGAUCCCAGCGCCCGCGAUUACGCCGGAGCCUCGGCUUUGGUUUACGCCAUUAACCAGGGGGACCGGGAGACGCUGCAGGUGCUGUUGGACGCCUGCAAAGCCCGAGGGAAGGAGGUGAUCAUCAUCACCACCGACACCUCACCCUCGGGGACCAAAACCACCCGGCAAUACCUCAACUCACCCCCUUCGCCGGGGCUGGAGGAGAAACGCUCGCCGGCGCUUUGCAUGUCGCCCUCCGACAUCGAGGUGCGGACGGCGGCUUCGCCGGCCGGCAGCGAGAAGGAAGAGGAGAGGGACGUCUUCUGCUUCCCCCCGCCGCCGCCGGCACCGGUCGCCGCCGUACCGGAGCCAUCCCGCGCCCGGGGGCGGCCGCUGAAGCGCCUCAAUUCGGAGCCCUGGGGGUUGGUGGCCCCGGGAACGGAGGGGACGCGGGGACCCCCCCCCGAGCGUUUGGUGGCGGGGAUGGAGGGGCUGAGCCUGGGUGGGCGCCCGCGGCGGCACAGCGUGGAGGGCCGGGAGGCGGCGGGGCUGCCGGGGGCCGCCUGGGCCGAGCGGGUGCCCCCCGCUUGCCCGCAGCCGCUGGCGCGCCGGAACACGGCCCCCGAAACGGCGCGGGUCAAACCGCCUCGCUGGGAUCCCCCCGAAAUGGAGGGGCGCCCCUGGGCCGGCUCACCGCCUCCAUCCCCGGGGCGAAGCCGGCGCUGUGCCGCGCCGUCGGCCGUGCCGCUGCCGGCCGCCGAGUCCCCCCCGGGCACCCGCCGGCGCCCGCCCGGUUUGCUGGAGCGUCGCGGCUCUGGCACCCUCUUGCUGGAGCCCUUGGCCCCGGGGAGGGCCGGCUUCCUGCCCCCCCUGCACCCUGGCCCGCAUCCCCCCGGCCCCCGCGGGCCCCCCGGCCCCGGCUCGCCCAAGGGACGCCGCAAGCUGCUGCGCCGGCACUCCAUGCAGACGGAGGAGAUGCGGCAAUUGGCCAACUUCCAGAGCAGCGUGGCCCCAGAGCCGGGCAGUUAGGGACCCCUCCCCGUGUCCCCCCCUCAAACCCGGAGCGGCUCCCGGUGUCCUCGGGGACCCCCCCACGAAGGGGCCACCCCGGGUGGCUGCUCUGUCCCUGCCCGGCUGCUCCCGUGCCAGCGUGGGGCCUCCCUGAGCAGGCAGUGGCGAUGUUUACUCUGAACCCUACUGAUGACUGCGAGCACAUGACAAUUCUUCCAUUGCUGCCAUUGGCAGAAACUUUGCACGACCCCAAAUUCCUUCAGGAGCUGGCAUCCCCCCACCUCUUCAGGCUCUCCUGCAUCUUCCUCCUGCUCCCUCCUCAUCCUCCCAGCAGCUCUUUUCCCUGCAGACCUCAGCAGCGGUGGCUGACUGCCCGACCUGCCGCACGUUUGGGGGCGCCCGCGUCCCCGCCGAUGCGGGCGCUGCUGGGGGCGGGGUGCUGGGAGCAAUAACCCUGUUCCCGCCAGUCCCUCCCCAGGGGGUUCUCCCCCCGUUUUGGGGCGGAGGGUCCCAGCGCGGGGGUGCCAGGGUGGGGCCGGGUGGG